Molecule: messenger RNA, 1059 nt
Organism: Oryzias melastigma (Indian medaka)
Lineage: Eukaryota; Metazoa; Chordata; Actinopteri; Beloniformes; Adrianichthyidae
Gene: mylz3
Product: myosin, light polypeptide 3, skeletal muscle
Exons: 6
Coding region: 102-554 (150 amino acids)
Cellular component (GO): myosin II complex; contractile muscle fiber
Molecular function (GO): calcium ion binding
Source: RefSeq, a predicted model, not a curated record
UAAAUAAGAGGGGCCUUUGACCAUGGCUCAGGACCAGUCUGUCUUGGGACUUCAGCUUCUCUUCUCCUUUCUUUCCGCUCGUCCACCUCGUGCUCUCCAACAUGACCGAGUUCACACCGGACCAGAUUGAGGACUUCAAGGAGGCUUUUGGUCUCUUUGACAGAGUUGGUGACAGCCAGGUGGCCUUCAACCAGGUGGCCGACAUCAUGCGCGCUCUGGGCCAGAACCCCACCAACAAGGACGUCGUAAAAAUCCUGGGCAACCCAAGCGCCGACGACAUGGCCAACAAGAGGCUCAACUUUGACGCCUUCCUGCCCAUGCUGAAGGAGGUCGACGCUAUUCCCAAGGGUACCUACGACGACUACGUUGAGGGUCUGCGCGUCUUCGACAAGGAGGGCAACGGCACAGUCAUGGGCGCUGAGCUGCGAAUUGUGCUGUCCACUUUGGGAGAGAAGAUGACUGAGCCUGAGAUCGAUGCCCUCAUGGCCGGCCAGGAGGACGAGAACGGCAGUGUGCACUAUGAGGCUUUCGUCAAGCACAUCAUGUCUGUGUAAGAGGCCGGCAUCAGGAGUGCUGGUGAAGCUGUAGCUUGCCUACAGACAGCCCAACGGUGUUUAGAACAUCUACACUGUUUGAAAGACCAACCAAGGAAAGACAAGGACUUUGUACAAGGGAUGUUGAAGCAAACCCAUCUUGUUGUUUGUUUUGUUCUCCUUCCCUCUUCGUGUCAAACCUUCCUCUCUCAAGGACGCCGCCUCUCCGCCGCAGACCCCCUUUCACUCGGCCUCUACUCUCCUCCCCGCCACACUGGGGCGUGUCUCCACUCAUCGCAUGGGGUGAGGAACGGGGGAAAAGGGGUGACCGCUCAUUAAGUGAGGGUAAAUCCCUCCCUUCCCACCGCCACCUCAUUCAGUCCCGCUAUCACUGAACCCAGCAAUGCCAAAGGUGCUGGAGGACGGUGGUGGAUAGACCGCCAUAAGUAACCCCCUAACCCCCUGAAAAGUUGUAUUUAUUUUCAUUCUGCUCAUUUCAGAAUAAACUUUUCCAACGUACAUCCCA